UUUAUAUUUAGCUAAUGGUGAAACAAAGCUAAUUUGUAUUCAACUUGCUGGCUUGUGUUGGAUUUUAUUCAGCUGAGCUACGGGAUAUUUGAUGGUUGGCGCCGCCACAGAGGCUCUAGGCGGAGUGGUGGCUAGAAAUCUAAUGGGGAAAUGCAUCCCUGAAUGAUCGAUGCACGAAGAGGCGGCAAUUGCAGGUACUCUCUUUUAUACUUCUUUUCCUAAUUUACCAGAUUAUUAUACCAUUUCACUAUCCACUUGUACACAUAAUGAUAAUUAUGCUAACAAUCACGUUUUAAAUUGAGUUCUUUUCCACGUACAGGAAUAGCAGUCAUAUUACUGAGUAUUACUUUACCUUUGCACUGUGAAAGAGAAUAAUUUCGAACUCUGGAGGAAGGAGAUGUUAUGUGUUUGUGGGCCAAAAGUGGGGUUUCUGCUCAAAGGCAAUACAAAAGACUUGCGUACUAGAGAUCUAUCAAGUAGAGGACCACAUUUCAUCAGCAUUAAAACCUCCACACGAGGCAGAAAAUGCAUAUUGAAGCAAACAACCAAAGUGGCAUGUGCUCACAAGGGCCCACACGAAAGAAAACAUGUAGUCAAAAUGUGUGGAAUCACAUCAGCUAGAGAUGCUGCUUUGGCAGCAGAAGCUGGUGCAGAUUAUAUAGGCAUGGUUAUAUGGCCUAACUCAAAGCGUUCUGUUUCACUCACUGUUGCAAAGCAAAUCUCUAAAGUCGCUAGGGAAUAUGGAGCAAGGCCUGUUGGGGUGUUUGUUGACGAUGAUGCCGAUACCAUACUGAAAGCGUCUGAUGCAGCAGAUAUUGAAUUGGUUCAGCUUCAUGGGAAUGGUUCACGAGAUGCUUUGCCAAUUCUGGUGAAGGAAAAGAAAGUAAUAUAUGUUCUUCACGUGAGUGAAGAUGGAGAACUUUUGAACACUAUUCCUGAUGAAGAGUCCUCUUUGGUUGAUUGGGUUCUAGUUGAUAGUGCUAGAGGUGGCAGUGGUAAAGGAUUCAACUGGAUAGUAUUUAAGCUACCUCCCAUCAGAAGUAAAUGUGGGUGGCUUUUGGCGGGAGGGGUUUACCCGGGAAAUGUAUGCGAAGCACUCUCUACUCUUAACCCACAUGGAGUUGAUGUAAGCAGCGGAAUUUGUGCUCCGGAUGGCAUCCAAAAGGAUAAGUUGCAGAUAAGUGCCUUCAUGAAUGCUGUUAAUUCUCUCUCAACCUAUAGUUGAUAUUGGUAGUAUUAGUCUUUCGUACUAAUAAGUUUCUGGAGUUGAGAGAUAUUACUCCAUCUGUGUCCCAAUGUAAUUGUCCGGUCCUUUUCUUGUCCAACCCACAAAGUUUGUGUUAACCUAUUCAUACUUUAAAAUUAAAUAUUGACACAUUAUUUCUCUUUUUAGUAUGUGUGUUCUAUGAUACUAGUAUCUGUUAUCAUGUUGCUCUAUGAUAUUUUGAUUUUUUGAUCUUUUAUUUCACAUUUUCAUUUACUUGCUCUCCUUUGCUCAGCUCAGGGAGAUAGGGCCCUAUGGCAUUAUCGCAUUACGGGCCCCGGCAGGGCCGGUUCAGAGCAGGUGCAAGGAACUCAACCACACAUGGCCCAUGAAAAUUGAAGGCCCAAAAAGUUAAUACAAUAGCCCAUAUACUCAAUUGUAAUUAAUGAGUUCAUAUACUCCAUCUGAUAAGCAACAAAUAAGUUUCAAAAUUCCAUCCGUUUGACAUUUACUCGUAUAAAUUGUGGCUAUUAUGUUAUUCUUAGGCUUUUAGUUUGAUUCGUUUGUGAAUUAAGUAUCUAUUAGGUUUGGAUAAUUUAUAAUUGAACUUAACAAAUUAUCAAAUUUAU
Messenger RNA from Cuscuta epithymum, 1833 nucleotides. The record is from the annotation of a GenBank genome assembly. NCBI's taxonomy places the organism in Eukaryota, Viridiplantae, Streptophyta, Magnoliopsida, Solanales, Convolvulaceae.